GGGUUUCUUAGUGAGGGAGCGGGGGGGUUUCUUAGUGAGGGAGUGGGGGGAUUUCUUAGUGAGGGAGGAGUGGGGGGAUUUCUUAGUGAGGGAGUGGGGGGAUUUCUUAGUGAGGGAGUGGGGGGAUUUCUUAGUGAGGGAGCGGGGGGGAUUUCUUACGGGGGUUUCUUAGUGAGGGAGUGGGGGGGAUUUCUUAGUGAGGGAGUGGGGGGAUUUCUUAGUGAGGGAGUGGGGGGAUUUCUUAGUGAGGGAGUGGGGGGAUUUCUUAGUGAGGGAGCGGGGGGAUUUCUUAGUGAGGGAGUGGGGGGUUUCUUAGUGAGGGAGUGGGGGGUUUCUUAG
Molecule: messenger RNA, 339 nt
Organism: Bolinopsis microptera
Lineage: Eukaryota; Metazoa; Ctenophora; Tentaculata; Lobata; Bolinopsidae
Exons: 3
Source: RefSeq, a predicted model, not a curated record